This is a messenger RNA of Effrenium voratum, 2409 nucleotides long. NCBI's taxonomy places the organism in Eukaryota, Dinophyceae, Suessiales, Symbiodiniaceae. The record is from the annotation of a GenBank genome assembly.
AUGACUGGCACCCCGCCAGGGGACAAUGAGGCACGUGCAGAUGCGGCAUUUCCUCAGUUGCCAGCAUCAGCUGAAGCGAAUGCGCAAGAGGGCGCGGCGGAAGACAAGGCUGGGAGCGGCUAUCCUGCAGAUGUAUCGAGAAAUCCGUCUUCUGAACAUGUAUCGAGAAAUCCGUCUGCUGAACAUGUUGGAAAGGGGAUGCGCCGCAGCAUCACCCAAGUUGAGCUCUCCAGCAAGUUGCGCAUUGCGUUUUUCCUUCACACGCCCUUUCCUUCAUACGAGGUGCUGAGCGUGCUGCCCCAGUGUGUGGAUGUGGUGGAGGGAGUCCUCGGAGCGGACCUUGUGGGCUUUCACACCUACAACUACUUGCGCCACUUCAGAUCCUGCGUCAUCCGUCUUUGUGGCUUUACGCCAGAGAUGGACUACGUGGAUCACAAAGGCCAACGGACCAGGCUUGGUGUGUUCCCUAUUGGUGCCAACGUGCGUAGCAUGCUCGAGGCCAUGAAGACUGAGAAGUUUGCAGAGCAUUUGAAGGAAUACACCGAACAAUUUCAAGGCAAAAGCCUGGUCUUGAACGUUGAACGGUUAGAUUAUUCGAAAGGGUUGCCUCAAAAGCUGGCGGCGAUUCAGCGAUAUUUGGAGGAUGCCAAGCGGAACGAGGAGGACCAGACACGAGAAACCAGACAGGAGGAACUCCAGAAGCGCUUCGAACGGCUCAACACUCACCGCGCAAAUCGCGGCCUGGCGACCUCAAAUCUGCGUCGAGUAGGCGCCCAGGUGAUGAAGAUGUUGGUCGGGGACUAUGCUCCGCCGGAGACUAGCCUGGACCACAACAAAACCGUCUUUGUAUUCAUCGCAGUGCCAAGCAGGCGCGAUGUGGAAGAGUACCAAAAGAUUGAGGAGGAAGUGCACCGUAGCAUCAGCACCAUCAACGGCAUGUUUUCUACUCUGACGCACCAGCCCAUUGUAUACAUUCAUCGCGGAGUCGGGCUUCCAGAGCUUGCCGCACUUUAUGCUCGGGCUGACUGCUGCCUAGUUACGCCGCUUAUUGACGGCAUGAACCUUGUUGCCAAGGAGUUCAUCGUCACCAAAGACCGCAGUAUAGAGAACGUGGUGCCAGGAGCUGUCGUCCUCUCGGAAUUGGCAGGGGCUGCGCAGGAGUUGUUUGAUGCCAUUGUGGUCAAUCCAUAUGACGAUGAUGCCGUCGCAGAUGCCAUCGCGAUUGGAUUGGAGCUCACUCGCGGCAAUCGCCUCAGCGAGGAUCAGCGGUGGGAGGUCACAGACCGCAUGCGCGAGUCAGUUCUGGAGAAUGACGCAGUAGCUUGGGGGAAAAGCAUGCUCAGUGAGCUGGAGCAGCCCCACAAAGGGGUAAGGGUUGCCAGACCUGCGAGGUUGGCUUGGCAGUAUUUAGAUGAUCACAUGGCGACGCGGUUCUUAGAAAGCCGGGCGGGCGUCAAGGCAAUUUUCCUGGAUUACGACGGCACCUUGCGCGAGUUCGAGGCCAGGCCAGAGGAUGCUGUUCCGUGCGUCGAGAUGAACUCCAUUCUUGAGCUCUUGAAUAAGCGAGAAGACCUGAGAAUCUACAUAGUCAGCGGGCGCAACAGGGAGUUCCUAGAGCAGCACUUCGGGGCCUAUAAAUCACUCACUCUGAUUGCUGAGCACGGUUACUUCAAGAUGGGUCCUGACACUGACGGCGAAUGGGUGUCAUUCUCUCCCUACCCCUCGCUAGAAUGGAAGGAGAAGAUUCUGCCUGUUCUCCGUAUGUUCACGCGCUGUACUCCAGGUGCCCACACUGAGGAGAAAGCUUCGGCAAUCGUUUGGCACUACCGUGACUGCGAUGAGAAGUUUGGCGAGUUCAAGGCAAAGGAACUAAUGCAUCAGUUGGCACUUUCCCUGGGCAAUUUGCCCUGCCAGAUCAGCCAGGGCAACAAAAUUGUGGAAGUGGCGUCUCUAUCUGUGAGGAAGGGGGUGGUUGUGCUCAGCGCGCUUCAGCAGCACCACGCCACGCCCUUUGCAGAAAUCCUCAUUUGCGGAGAUGACCGCACAGACGAGUCAAUGUUCGUGGAAGCACCGAAGGAUUCGCUGACAGUGAAAGUCGGAGCUGGCGAGACUGCGGCAAGGUAUCGAGUGGAGUCUCCGAGCGACGUGCGGCGCUUUCUCACUCUCAUUGCAGAGGGCCCCGUCGCCGAAGUGGAUGCUGAUCCCAAGUCGCCACCAGCAGGGACCAAACCGCGAGGAAUCUCGUUUCAGCCUGAGCUGGCGGACAUGAAUCGUUUUUUUUCCUUCAAGGAGACGGAGGAGAGCAGGGACAGGAGGCGGCAGAGUACUGCUUGCCAGAGUUGCGACGACGAAGACGAUCCCCUGGCAGAUUUUCCCGGGGAAACAGAGGACCUCACGGCUCCAGCGUAG